UCGAAUUGUUCUGCCGACUCUUUUGUUGUCUUUUUGUUCGAGUUUUGGCAAAUGCUAAACAAACAGAUUUUCGCGUGGAACAAACGAUUAAAAUGAGUGAGAUUACGGGCGAGAACCUGGAGCGACUGCGCAACUACAUCCUGCGCCCAGAGCUAUCUCUCCACAAUCCGCUGCCCGAUGUUUUGCCCCGCCAAUUCGAUCCGAUGCGCCUGUUGCAUGUGCCCCGGUGCCCGGGAAGCACUAAGCGCCCUCGUCGGGAUCAGAGUGGGCAAAUACUCGAGUUCGUGGAGGUGGACCUGGAGGAUGUGGGCGCCAACGCCAACAACUCGAUGUCCAUGCAGCGGGAGCCGGGUCUGCUGGAGGAGGCGACGCGCGGCUCUCACUCCAACUUUCCCUUCUGGCCGGGCGGUUUCGACGAGCAGCGCCAGCAGAUCGCCGCCCUGGAUGUGGACAGCUUCCAGUUCGGGGACAAGCUGCUGACGGUGCCGCCGGGCUUUAGCUCUGGCCACGACUUCUCCCAGUCGCAGCCUGUUUCACUGCCACCUGUUGUCCCCGAUCCCAGUAACGUGGUGUUGGAGAACCUAGAGCAGGACCUGGACGUGCAGGAGUGGAUGAAGCUUACGCAUGAGGAGUCAAGCUCCUCUGGUCUCCCUCCAAGUCCCAGCCAACGGAACGUUCAAUUUCCCUCUGAGGAGUUCCAGGACGUGGACGAUCAGAUCAUGAAGGAUGACCUGAAGCCAGUGCUCAAUAUCUCCACCACCACGAAGACCUUUAAGAGCGACUGGGCCGAGAUGGUGGACAUUAGCCAGCCGAUCAACGACUUCAAGGAGCAGAUUCCCUGCCCGGCCAUGGAGUUCCCCUUCGAGCUGGACGUCUUCCAGAAGCAGGCCAUUCUGAAGCUGGAGCAGCGACAGUAUGUCUUUGUUGCAGCCCACACCUCUGCCGGAAAGACUGUGGUGGCUGAAUACGCCAUCGCCCUGUCCAAGCGGGAUCUCACCCGCACCAUCUACACGUCGCCGAUCAAGGCGUUGUCCAAUCAGAAGUACCGAGAUUUCCGCAAGACGUUCAAGGAUGUGGGACUCAACGGAGACCUACAGAUAGAGCCCACCGCCUCCUGCCUGAUCAUGACCACCGAGAUCCUUCGCUCCAUGCUGUACUGUGGCAGCGAAGUCACCCGAGAUUUGGAGUGGGUGAUCUUUGACGAGGUGCACUACAUAAACAACCCGGAGAGAGGUCACGUCUGGGAGGAGGUCAUUAUCCUCUUGCCGGAUCAUGUCAACAUCAUAAUGCUGAGUGCGACUGUUCCGAAUACCAUGGAACUGGCGGACUGGGUGGGGAGCACUAAGAAAAGAAAGGUGUAUGUUAUUAGUACCCUAAAAAGACCAGUACCCUUGACUCACUUCCUCUACACUGGAGCCGGGGGCAAGAGCCGCGACGACAUCUUCCUGCUUGUGGACGCCCAUGGCAAAUAUCUGCAGGGUAACUACGAGAAGGCCGUGGAGCGCAAAAAGGAGAUGCAGGGCAAGGAAGGCGGCGGAGGCGGUCCAAAGAACUACGUGAAUGCCAAGCAGGAGCAGUACACCUGGAUCGGAUUGAUUGACUUUCUGAGGCGGAACAACAAGAUGCCCGUGGUGGCCUUCACCCUGUCCCGCAACCGGUGUGACUCCAAUGUGGCCGCCCUGCAGUCAGUGGAUUUGAAUACGGAAAAGGAGAAGGGUGCAGUGCAAAAGUUCUUCCUGCAAUUGGCCAAACUGAAGCCGCCGGACCGCACUAUUCAAGUCCUUGUACUCAAAGACGCCUUGGAGCGGGGCAUUGGGGUGCAUCACAGCGGCAUCCUGCCCAUUCUCAAGGAGAUCGUGGAGAUGCUCUUCCAGAAUGGCCUGGUGAAGUUGCUCUUCGCGACUGAAACUUUUGCAAUGGGUGUUAACAUGCCCGCUCGCACUGUAGUCUUUGACUCCUGCAAGAAGUUUGAUGGUCUAGAGAUGCGCAACCUAAAGCCAGGGGAGUACAUCCAGAUGGCCGGCAGGGCAGGUCGGAGAGGGCAUGACGAGACGGGUACUGUGAUCCUGUUGUGCAAGGGAAACGUCCCACCGUCGAUGGAGCUGCGGCCCAUGAUCCUCGGCCUGCCCGAGAAGCUGCAGUCGCAAUUCAUCCUGCGCUAUGCUGUGACUACAUGCCUGCGCAUCGAGAGUAUCAAGGUGGAGGACAUCAUGCAAUUCAGUUUUAAGGAGUUUAACCAGAAGCUCAUUGCCACGCAGCAGAAGCAACUACGCCUGGCCGAGGACAAGUUCGCCAUGCUCCAAACCCUCGGCGAGCACCUGCAGCCGCUCGUCAUUUACGACAAAGCCGUCGAGUACUGGAAGGAGAAGCACCGCAUCAUGAAAUUCAUUGUAACCCGCAAGAUCCAGAAGGAGUUGAAGGUUGGCCGCGUCAUUGUCAUCACCCAGGGCAAGCAUUACAACAAACUGGAUUUACUCAACACCAAAUCCGUCCCAGGCAAGGAUACCGUCUAUAAAGUGCUAGUGCUGGACCAUCAGUUCAAAGCAAAAGAUAGCGAUAGCCUCCAGCGGGGCGAACUCUAUUACAAAAUACUCUUGACGCCCAAGAACAAAUUCUUCCAGCCAGAGGGAAUUGGAGGACACUCUGUUCUGGACAUCAAGGCCAUGGACAUUAUAAGCAUCACGAAGAACACAUUUAAAGUCGAUGCCGAUGUUAUCAUCCGGAACUGGGAGCAGCGGCAGCUGGAGCGUUUCAAGGACACGCCGCCUGGGGGAACCGUGGUCAAGGCUGUGACGGAGUUGCAUCAGCUAAAUGAGAGUUACAUCGCCAACCCGGAGACCAUCAAGUACGUCAACCUGUCCAAGGAGAUCAACGUGAACGCAGACAGCGAGGUGGCAAUGCUCAACUACGUAGAUCACCUGUGCCGGCAAGUGUGCGACUUGCUGCCUCACACCAACAUCGCCGGCUUCGAGCAGGAGUUUACAAAGGUCUACGAGCGGCGGAUGCUGGAAAUCCAUAUCGAGGAGUUGCGCUUUAAGAACUCCGCGAAAAACCUGACUCUCUAUCCGGACUACUGUAACAAGCUGCAGGUGCUUCGGGCUCUCAAAUACAUAGACGAACUGGACGAGGUCACACUCAAGGGAAAAGUGGCCUGUGAGAUGGGCCAGAACGAGCUGCUGAUUACGGAGCUCAUUCUGUGCAACAUGUUUAACGAUCUCGAGCCCGCUGAGAUAGCCGCCCUGCUCUCCGGUCUCGUCUUCCAGGCGAAGAUCCAAGGCGAACCGGUCAUACCAGAGCCCUUGAAGAAGUGCGUGGCGGACUUCGAGAAGAUCAACGACACCAUUCUUGCCGAGGAGCAGCGCUUCCAGGCUGCGAUCGAGGCCGAAAAUCGACUCAACUUCGGCCCUGAGGUGGUCUACGAGUGGGCCAGGAACAAGCCCUUUGCUGAGAUUAUGAAGCUGACUGAGGUGCGAGGCAUCAUUGUGCGAUGCAUCCAGCAGCUGGACGAAACCCUGCGCGAUGUCAAAACGGCCGCCAUACGGAUUGGCAAUCCUGGACUGCAGUCCAAGAUGGAAGAGGCGUCGGCGGCCAUCAAGCGCGACAUUGUGUUCACCGCAUCCCUGUACACCGAACUGUAGUCGGAGGAGUUCGAUCGCGAGAGGAAAGACGAGACAGAAAUGUGAUUUCUUACAUCUAUACAUUAUGCACGUGUCAAUUACAAUUCCAAAGGAUACUUAUAAAAAAAUGUAAAAAUA
Drosophila suzukii is the source of this 3755-nucleotide messenger RNA. It is a transcript of the gene tst, whose product is annotated as superkiller complex helicase subunit twister. Gene Ontology annotation, molecular function: RNA helicase activity; RNA binding; ATP binding. Gene Ontology annotation, biological process: nuclear-transcribed mRNA catabolic process, 3'-5' exonucleolytic nonsense-mediated decay. The record is from RefSeq and is a predicted model, not a curated record. Gene Ontology annotation, cellular component: Ski complex. NCBI's taxonomy places the organism in Eukaryota, Metazoa, Arthropoda, Insecta, Diptera, Drosophilidae.